Molecule: messenger RNA, 6228 nt
Organism: Miscanthus lutarioriparius
Lineage: Eukaryota; Viridiplantae; Streptophyta; Magnoliopsida; Poales; Poaceae
Source: the annotation of a GenBank genome assembly
AUGCAGCCCAGCGGGGGGCCCUCCGGCAGCUCCCCGGGGCUCGCCGGCGUCGUCGCCGCACCCGGACCAGCAGCAGCAGCAGCCGCCGACCCCGGCGUCCGCCCAGCAGCUAGGGAAUCCGACCCCUUCGAUCGUUUUCGUUUUCUCGGCUUGCAGUCGAUAUGCCCCUCUAGUAUGGGUUUUGUUGUUUCUGGUUCUGGUGAUGCAGCAAGCCUUCCAAUCUGGUGCGCCGCAUGCCAUGAUGGGACCAGGGGGCGUGAGCUUCCCUCAGUCAACCGGUCCAGUGUCACCGUUCCAGGGUCAGAGGAACCUGCCAAUGUCAGGUGGACCGCAGGGCAUGGUUGGAGGUCAGGUGCACAACCAGGUUGCAAUGCAGCAACAGUUCCUGAAGCUUGCGAUGCAGCAGCAGCAGCAGAAGGCAGCCCAGGGAUGCUCCUCCAGCAGCAGGCCAAAAUGAAUAUGGCGGGUUCAUCCUCAAGAGAUCAGGACAUGCUUAACAACCCCACCAAGAUGCAGGAGCUUAUGGCCCUUCACCAGGCCCAGGCCCAGGCUCAGGCCCAGAUGUAUAAGCGGCAGUGUGAGCAGAAAGAGCAGGGGCAAUCAAGCAGUAGUGAGCAAAGAAGUGGUGAUAUGAGGCCUCCUAUGCCUCCUCAAGGAGUCCCUGGACAGCAGUUGCCACCAAUGGGUAUGAUCAGGCCCAUGCAGCCAAUGCAAGGCCAGAACAACAGGAUGGCAGCCAUGCAGAAGCAGAACGAGGCAAACAUGGCUGCGCAGCAGCAGCAAGCAAUGCCCUCUCAGGUGAACAGUGAUACCCCAGGGCAUGGUAACGCUCCAAGCCAGGGUGCCCUACUGAAGCCCCGGCAACCCCUUCCUCCGAGCUCAGUUUCUGGUGGGGAAGAGGCUAAGGUGGUGAAUUCGAGCAACUUGCAGUUGCAACAGCAGUUAUCUGUGCACAACAGGGAUGGUUCAAAUGAAAGGGCUGUGAGGUCACCUAUGACAGGGGGCAAUGGUGCGCAAACGAUGCAUAUCCCCCAAAGUUCUGGACAUGUGAGUAAGGUUCCUGAGCAAUCCAAUCCAAAAAAUGUGCUUGCAAAUUCAGAUGCAAUGCAGAUGCAGCAUGUCAGACAGAUGCAACAGCUUAACCAGGUUGCUGCACCCACAUCUACCCCUGGUGAAGCAGGAGGAUCACAGGUCUCAACUCCAAGUGCUCGGCCACAAACAGGGCAAACGGGUUUCACCAAAAAUCAACUUCAUGUACUCAAGGCUCAGAUAUUAGCUUUCCGGCGUUUAAAGCGUGGUGAUCGACUCCCGCCUGAAGUUCUUGAAUUAAUUGUAUCUGGUCGCCCUCCUGAUUCACAAGGAGGACCGCAGCAAGUUUCAGGACCCCAGGCAACAAAUAAUCGUGAAAAGCCUGGUGUAAGCAAUGCUGAUGAACAUGGAAGGCAGAUGGAGAGUGGUGACAAAGCUCCCGAAAAACCUGCAUUGUUGAAGGGACCCUGUUUACCAAAGGUGGAGGUUUCUGCUUCAGAAGACAAAUCUAGUCCUGCCAGUGGUCCUGGUCCCAUGCAAGUGAUGAAAGCUUCACCAAAAGAGCCUCUUAAAAUUGGACCAGUUUCUGUACCAGAGCAUAGUAACACUACUGUGAUUAAAUCUGAGCAGGAUCUGGAACGGAGUAUCCAGAGAACACCUGGGAGAAGUGAUUACAAUGCUGAGAGGGGUAAAUCUGUACCAGCAGAAAGUGGUUCAGCGGAUGCUGAGCAGGCAAAAAGGACUGGCUCCACAAGCAGUGCCCCAGCUCCAAGAGAUGUUCCCAGAAAAUACCAUGGCCCAUUAUUCGAUUUCCCGUCCUUCACUAGGAGACACGAUUCGAUGGGACCUGCAAAUUACAACAGCAAUCUGUCACUAGGUUAUGAUGUGAAAGAUUUAUUAGCUCAGGAGGGGAUGAUAGUUCUUGGUAAGAAACGUGAGGAUAACUUAAAAAAGAUAAGCGGUUUGCUUGCAAUUAAUCUAGAGAGGAAAAGAAUCCGACCUGAUCUUGUCUUGAGGCUACAGAUUGAAGAAAAGAAACUCAAACUCCUAGAGCAUCAGGCUCGUCUAAGGGAUGAAGUUGAGCAUGAACAACAAGAAAUUAUGGCAAUGCCAGAUAGGAUAUACAGAAAAUUUGUCAGACAAUGCGAACGCCAACGUGUUGAGCUUGUAAGGCAAGUUCAGCAGAUGCAGAGAGCUUCAAGAGAAAAGCAGCUGAAAUCCAUUUUCCAGUGGCGCAAGAAGCUUUUGGAGGCACAUUGGGCCAUUCGUGAUGCUCGAAUAACUCAGAAUCGAGGGGUGGCCAAGUACCAUGAAAGGAUGUUGAGAGAAUUCUCAAAGAAGAAAGAUGAUGAUCGGAACAAAAGAAUGGAGGCAUUGAAAAACAAUGAUGUGGAAAGAUACCGUCAAAUAUUGUUGGAACAGCAGACUAGUGUUCCUGGGGAUGCAGCUCAAAGAUACAAUGUCCUAUCUUCUUUCUUGACCCAGACUGAAGAGUACCUUUAUAAACUAGGAGGAAAAAUAACUGCUGCCAAGAGUCAGCAACAAGUAGAAGAGGCAGCAAAUGCUGCUGCAGCAGCUGCACGGGCACAGGGCCUGUCUGAGGAAGAAGUGAAGGCUGCUGCACAAUGUGCUGGUCAGGAGGUUAUGAUAAGGAACACAUUCUCUGAGAUGAAUGCGCCAAGGGAUAAUACAUCUGUUAACAAGUACUAUAGUUUAGCCCAUGCUGUAAGUGAGAGAGUUACGAAGCAGCCGUCACUGUUGCGAGCAGGAACUUUAAGGGACUACCAACUGGUGGGCCUACAGUGGAUGCUUUCUUUGUACAAUAAUAAGUUGAAUGGCAUUUUGGCUGAUGAGAUGGGUCUUGGCAAGACUGUACAGGUCAUGGCAUUGAUUGCGUACCUGAUGGAAUUUAAAGGGAAUUAUGGCCCUCAUCUCAUAAUAGUGCCAAAUGCUGUCUUGGUCAAUUGGAAGAGCGAACUGCUAAAUUGGUUACCAUCUGCAUCUUGCAUCUUUUAUGUUGGUGCAAAGGACCAAAGGCAGAAGUUAUUCUCUCAAGAGGUUAUGGCCAUGAAAUUUAAUGUUCUUGUAACAACAUAUGAAUUUGUUAUGUUUGAUCGUUCCAAGCUUUCAAGGGUUGAUUGGAAGUACAUUAUAAUCGACGAGGCACAGCGGAUGAAGGACAGAGACUCCGUCCUGGCACGUGAUCUUGAUCGCUAUCGCUGCCAGCGGCGCCUCCUUCUCACCGGUACUCCUCUACAGAAUGAUCUCAAGGAGCUUUGGUCCCUCUUGAAUUUGUUGCUUCCAGAAGUAUUUGACAGUAGCAAGGCAUUUUCAGAUUGGUUCUCUAAGCCUUUUCAGAGGGAUGGUACUACACAUAGUGAAGAAGAAGAUGAUUGGCUUGAGACAGAGAAGAAAGAUUCCAUUGUUUUGAGAUGCAGAAUGUCUGCCGUUCAAGGAGCUAUAUAUGAUUGGAUCAAGUCUACUGGUACCAUUAGAGUUGAUCCUGAAGAUGAGAAAAGGCGUGCACAACGGAAUCCCAUGUACCAGGUCAAGACUUACAAGAAUCUCAACAACAAGUGCAUGGAGCUAAGGAAAGUUUGUAAUCAUCCUCUGCUGACAUAUCCAUUCUUAAAUCAUGGGAAAGAUUUUAUGAUCAGAUCUUGUGGGAAGUUGUGGAAUCUUGAUAGAAUUUUAAUUAAGCUUCACAAGGCAGGUCAUCGCGUACUCCUUUUUAGCACCAUGACAAAGCUUCUUGACAUCAUGGAGGACUAUUUGCAGUGGAGACGACUUGUUUAUAGGCGAAUUGAUGGAACAACAAGCUUGGAAGAUCGAGAGUCGGCAAUUGUUGACUUCAACAGGCCUGGUUCUGAUUGUUUUAUAUUCUUGCUUAGUAUUCGUGCUGCUGGUAGGGGUCUGAAUCUUCAGAGUGCAGACACUGUUGUAAUAUAUGAUCCUGAUCCAAAUCCACAAAAUGAGGAGCAAGCAGUUGCUAGGGCCCAUCGUAUAGGGCAGACUAGGGAGGUAAAGGUUAUUUACAUGGAAGCUGUUGUUGAUAACAUAUCAAGUUAUCAGAAAGAGGAUGAAUUGAGAAAUGGAGGGAGUGCAGAUUUGGAGGAUGAUCUUGCUGGAAAAGACAGAUACAUGGGAUCAAUUGAAAGUCUCAUCCGCAACAAUAUCCAACAAUACAAAAUUGAUAUGGCAGAUGAGGUCAUUAAUGCUGGUCGUUUUGAUCAAAGAACAACCCAUGAGGAAAGGCGGAUGACUCUGGAGACACUCCUGCAUGAUGAAGAGAGAUAUCAAGAUUCUCUUCAUGAUGUUCCUUCAUUACAGGAAGUAAACCGUAUGAUUGCUAGGACUGAAAGUGAAGUCGAGCUUUUUGAUCAGAUGGAUGAAGACUUUGAUUGGACAGGUGAUAUGACAAAGCAUCAUCAGGUUCCAAAGUGGCUUCGUGUUAACUCCACUGAAGUAGAUGCUGUGGUGGCGAGUCUGUCCAAAAAGCCGUCAAGAAAUAUGUCAUCUGGGGGAAUUGCUUUAGACACUAAUGAUACACCUGAGAAAAGAAGGGGACGGCCAAAGGGUACUGGCAAGUACUCCAUCUACAGGGAGAUCGAUGAUGAAGAUCUUGAAGAAUCUGAUGAAGAUUCUGAGGAGAGGAAUACUGCAUCCCUACCUGAAGAAGGGGAAGUAGGGGAAUUCGAAGAUGAAGAGGACAAUGAUGAUUCGAUACCUGAUAACAAGGAUGAAUCAGAGGAAGAAGAGCCUGUGAAUGAUGAUGUAUAUGAAUUUACUGAAGGACUAAGAAGCAGAAAAGCUAAUAGGAUGGAAGAAGCAGGUUCAACAGGCUCUUCUUCUGGAAGCAGGAGAUUACCACCACCUGUACCUUCCUCAUCUUCUAAAAAAUUGCGGUCUCUAUCUGCAUUAGAUGCCCGCCCUGGCUCUUUGUCAAAGAGAACUCCGGAUGACCUAGAGGAAGGUGAGAUUGCAAUGUCUGGGGACUCACAUAUGGACCUCCAGCAGUCAGGGAGCUGGAAUCAUGAACGUGAUGACGGUGAGGAUGAACAGGUACUGCAACCAAAAAUAAAACGCAAGCGAAGUAUUCGUCUUCGUCCAAAACCUAAUGCAGAAAAGCAGGAAGAUAGAUCUGGAGAAGGGGUCUUCCCUCAGCAUGCUGCCAGGCAGCAAGAUGCAGUUCAUCCUAUAGUGAAACAGAAGCGCAACAUGCCAUCUAGGAAGGUUUCACCAGCUUCUAGGUCGGGAAAAUUGACUUACUUGUCUGGGUCUGGUGAGGGAUCUGCUGAACGCUCCAAGGAAAAUUGGAACAGUAAGGCCAUUGAUUCCGCCACCCCUGAGUUCCGUGGCACAAAGAUGUCUGACAGUAUGCAAAGAAAGUGCAAAAAUGUGAUAAGCAAGCUUUGGAGGAGGAUUGACAAAGAAGGUCAUCAAAUCAUACCUAAUAUAUCUUCUUGGUGGCGGAGGAAUGAAAAUUCCUCAUUCAGAGGUCUGGCUAGUAGCACCCUGGACCUACAAAAAAUUGAACAGCGAGUUGAUGGAUUCGAGUAUGGUGCUGUAACUGAGUUCAUAGCGGACAUGCAACAGAUGUUGAAAAGUGUGGUUCAGCACUUCAGCUAUAGGCAUGAGAUUCAGACUUCAGCGAAGCUAAGAAUGCGACGUCAUUUUCGAAUCCUGGAGGAGCUGCAAGUGGUGCUGCUGCCCCAUCGUCAAAGCACACCGCAUCAGUCCAUAAGCGCAGAGCCAGUGCCAGUGAAGCAGAGCAGCAUGGCUCGGGACAUAGCAGGCAUAAUCAAUCCAGCGAGGUCCCCAGCCGGCCCCACAGUUCCAGAUCAGAGAGAGACCCCAGACAUUCUGGGUCCGCAGCAGGAACAGCUCCAGGAUGGUGCUGGUUUGUUGCACCCUAGCGAUAUGUUCAUUGUUAAGAAGAAAAGGCAAGAUCGGGCAAGGAGCAGCAUUGGGUCCCCUCUAGUUCAGGCCGAGCUGGACCUCUCUCGCCAGCCAACCCUGGGCGGCCAGGCCCAGUCCCUCACCCAGAGGUGCGAGAACGCCGUUCAAAGGGAUCCACACCCAUCUCAGCAGUCGAUGCAUUCUGCUGGAUGGGGCGCGAUUCGGAUCAAGGAGGAAGUUCGUCUGCACCGGCAUUGGAGACAUCCAGUGGGCAAAGCCUGCCAAGAGACUGAGGACUGA